CGUAUCACGCGGUAUCCGCCAUCUGUAUUUCUAGUUCCUGGCCAAUUAGACGCUGUUCGGAGGGCGUCCCGACAGCCAAUUGGACGAGGGCCAUCGCCGCGGCAAGCCGUUUUCGGAACCUUUCUGAAAAUUUUCGGCGGGGGAGGGGAGCAUCCAUAGCAGAAGACUACUAGUAUUCUUAAAUGGAUUCCCUGACUCACUCCUCUUCUCGUCCUCUUCGUCUCCUAUAUACCCUUCUGAUAUUAAUUAUCCGUCAAGUUGCUACCUGAGCUCUUCUCAUUAUCCACCUCCACCAUGGCAUCUCAACAGAAUGGCACCAAUGGGGCUGCUGCCUCCAACGAUUUCACCGUCAAGGCCGGUCUGGCCCAGAUGUUGAAGGGCGGGGUCAUCAUGGACGUUGUCAAUGCCGAACAGGCUCGCAUUGCUGAAGAAGCCGGUGCUGCUGCCGUCAUGGCCCUCGAACGAGUCCCCGCCGAUAUUAGAGCGCAAGGUGGAGUGGCCCGCAUGUCGGACCCGGGCAUGAUCAAGGAUAUCAUGAAUGCUGUCACCAUCCCCGUCAUGGCCAAGGCCCGUAUCGGCCACUUUGUUGAGUGCCAGAUCCUCGAAGCCAUUGGUGUUGACUACAUCGAUGAGUCUGAAGUCCUCACCCCGGCCGAUAACCUCUACCAUGUCACAAAGUCCAACUUCAAGGUCCCCUUUGUCUGUGGCUGCCGGAACCUGGGGGAGGCCCUCCGCCGUAUCUCCGAAGGUGCUGCCAUGAUCCGGACCAAGGGUGAAGCCGGUACCGGAGACGUUGUAGAGGCUGUCAAGCACAUGCGGACGGUCAACGCAGAAAUUGCUCGUGCCCGCGCCAUCCUUCAGUCCUCAGCAGACCCCGAACCUGAGCUGCGCGCCUACGCCCGUGAAUUGGGCGCUUCUUAUGAACUCCUCCGUGAGACCGCUGAGAAGGGUCGUCUACCCGUGGUGAACUUCGCUGCAGGUGGCGUAGCUACUCCAGCGGAUGCGGCACUGAUGAUGCAGCUCGGCUGCGACGGUGUGUUUGUCGGUUCCGGUAUUUUCAAGUCUGGCAACGCCAAGGACCGUGCCCGUGCCAUCGUCCAGGCCGUGACUCACUACAAGGACCCCCAGGUCCUGGCUAAGGUUAGCGAGGGACUGGGCGAAGCCAUGGUGGGCAUCAACGUCUCGCGCAUGGAUGAAGCUGAUAAGCUUGCAAAGCGGGGGUGGUAGAUAACAUGCCCUUUCUCAUUUCUUUCAACCCGUCAGUCUGUACCCUUUUUCAUUUUUAUUUUAUUUUUUUUUUGGCAACCUGUAGAUUUGCUUAUGCGUUCCCUGGUCAUUUCGAACACCGUCAGCCAGAAGCGCAAAAAGUGAUCUUGUUUGUGUAUUAUGAUGCCAUGAACAGAUGAAACGAGCAUAAUCAGCGCAUUUGAUGUUGCAUGGAGGGGAUAUAAUUGAAUUUACACCAUGCUCCAAGCUUGUCAUAUUUGGCCGAUAUUCUGAUGAAGUGACAUGGUUAUCCAGGAGUUCCAGCGUAGAUAAUAGAUGACUUGGCGCCUUUAAUGACUGCUAUUUUUAGAGCACCGUAUGGAGUACAACAGCUCCAGCCUCUCUCCUUUUCAGCUCAUUUCCAC
This is a messenger RNA of Monascus purpureus, 1631 nucleotides long. NCBI's taxonomy places the organism in Eukaryota, Fungi, Ascomycota, Eurotiomycetes, Eurotiales, Aspergillaceae. The record is from the annotation of a GenBank genome assembly.